AUCAUUUUCGUGGAAGGUAGUACCAUCUCGUCUGCACAGUUCGGGGAGAAGAGAGAGAGAGAGAGAGAGCGAUGAACUCCUCCAUCUUCUCGGUCGACGAGAUCGCCGAUUCCUUGUGGCCAUCCGCCGUGGCGGACCGUGCGACGGCGGCGCCCAUGUCCGAGUGGGAUUACGAGAGUUUUCUCCAGGAGGUUUCAUGCGCGGCUUCGAUCUCCCCUUCCUCUUCCUCCGCUGAUUCCACCGCUCCUCCGUUACCUUCGAAUUCCAAGCCUCCCGAGGGUGAUAAGGAGCUGAACAGGCAGAAGAAGUCGGAUCAGUCAUCUAACGCUCCGGUCAGGCGCGAUGACUGCCACGCCUUCCUCAAGUCCCAGCUCGAUCGAGCUUGUGCUGCUGUAGCUGAGGCUCGCUCACGAGCUUCAGCUGCUAAGGCAGGGGAAUCCAGUGCUUUGCCUGAGAACCAACCGCAGUCCACAAAAUCUUCACAACCGGAGUCUCGGGAUGAUGGUUCUGAUCAUGGUGUUUCAACAGCGCAAUGUGCUUCUGAUAGUGCACCACUUGGCAUUCCUGCUCUACCUUCUACACAGAGAAAUUCAGCUGCACAACUUAAACAAACUACCAGUGAAUCAUCAAGAGAAGAUUCAGAUGAUGAUGAACUUGAGGUUGACACUGGAACGACUGAGAAUCUAGAUCCUGCUGAAGCUAAACGUGUUAGAAGGAUGCAAUCAAAUCGAGAGUCAGCUAGGCGUUCCAGAAGAAGAAAACAGGAACAUAUGAAUGAACUUGAAACCCAGGUGGGCCAGCUGAAGGUCGAGCAUACUACAUUGCUGAAACGGCUCACUGAUGUAAAUCAGAAGUAUGAUGAAGCAUCUGUUGACAACAGAAUUUUGAAAGCCGAUAUUGAGACCUUACGGACAAAGGUGAAGAUGGCUGAGGAGACAGUGAAGCGAGUGACAGGAAUCCACCCUCUCCUGCUCGCCAUGUCAAAUAUGCCUAACACCAACACCCCAUUCAUGAGCGGCCCAGUGGAUUCAUUCCCGAUUCCUCCCAUGCCAAUGCAACCAAAUCCCAGCCACCAGAUUUUUAACCAUGCACCAACCGUGGCUGCUAUGAACCCUCAGCCAUCAAGAUUGGACAGUGGCUUUCAUAAUAAUAGUGCUAACAGGAAUCCGCUCCCGCCAGCAGUUGGGGGUAAUUUACAGAAUGAAGGAGAGGCAAACAAUGUGACUCAGAUUUCUUCUAUGCAGAACAUUGCUGGAGCAAUGCCGGAGUGGGGCGCAGAUCUCCCCAACCCCCGGAAGCAUUAGCAAUGGAACAGAAGGAAAUAAAUCCCUUGCUUAUGUUCUGACUCGACUGCAUCAUGUGUCUGUCUGUACACAAAUGGGAUUUGAUUAGCCGUACAUGCUUGGUGAGACUGGGUUGAGAGCCUUGCUCUUUGUUUAUGUUGUUGCAGGAACAUAUUUCCUCUUGGCAACAGAGUUUUAGUUGAUGGUCUGUUUCGCAGGGGCAGCAGAGGAAUCUCGGGUUUUUUUGUAUGCCUCAAUUCGUCCUGUGGAAGGGUGAAAAGUGCUUCAGUUUUAAGGAUCUUUAGUAAAUCAAUCUAUGGUGGGUGAUAUACAACAUUGGGUUUCAUCUUUGCCCGAAAAACUUGAGACGAAAUAUCAUCAUUUAUACAGAACUAGCAUGGAAUACGUGCGAUGUUUGGUGUAAAA
Punica granatum (pomegranate) is the source of this 1709-nucleotide messenger RNA. The record is from RefSeq and is a predicted model, not a curated record. Lineage: Eukaryota; Viridiplantae; Streptophyta; Magnoliopsida; Myrtales; Lythraceae.